Messenger RNA from Penicillium bovifimosum, 891 nucleotides. RefSeq lists its product as uncharacterized. The transcript has 2 exons. NCBI's taxonomy places the organism in Eukaryota, Fungi, Ascomycota, Eurotiomycetes, Eurotiales, Aspergillaceae. Bases 1 to 891 code for a protein of 296 amino acids. The record is from RefSeq and is a predicted model, not a curated record.
AUGGCAAGACUCCCACACUCGGAGCAAAAAAGCUCGUCAUCAAACAUGUCUAAACUUUCAAAUAACCUCAAGGCAUUAAUCAACGCCCCUGCGGCCCGGCCAUCCACGGUGCCCGCACCUGCAAAUAUAACCUCGGUCUACCGAAAGAUCCAAGAGACCGCGCAAUCCAAACAGAUCUCGCAGCCAUCAUGGGUCGCACUAUCAACCGCAGCCACAAUGACCAUGAACUCCCCCGAGUCCCUCACAGCGCUCUACGAACUAGCCAGCUCUAGCACCAGCUCCGACAAACAAGUUGCGACCGCCGAGCUCAUGCGCGAGGUCGGAUUGAAGUGUAUCAGCUUCAACGGCAUCCCUCGCACCAUCAACUGCCUCAACGCCUUCAAGGCCAGCCUCCCGGAUUCCAUCGGCAGCCAACUCUCCCGCACCCCCACUCGCGCGCCAACCCCGGAGAACAUUAUGGCCAUCAGUGCGCGCGGGCACGCUCUCUGGGACUCUAUCUAUCGACCAUUCGAGAAGAAGCUGUAUAACAAAUUGGCCGACUCGCAUCCCGACUUGCCGGUGCAGAUUCUGCACAGCAAUUACGGCGCCCUGUUGUCCGAUCCGGAGCGUGCCACUGGUGCAUCUGCCGGCCGCAUUUUGACGUCUAUUGUUGCUGUGGCAUGCUUGCGCGCUCAGUCGGGGGUGGCUCCGCAGGUCAUUUCGCACAUCUUUGGGUUGCGGAAGGCGCUUGAUGAUGGGUCGUGGGUGAAUGAUGUGGAGAGCGAGGAGACGGCGCGGUGGUUGGCUAGCGAUGAGGGAAACACGUGGAUUUUGAAUAGUGUCGACGCCAUUGUCGAGGCUAUCAGCCAGGGCACUGGGUCGAAUUUUGCUCCUCCGCGGGCAAAGCUGUAG